CCGAGACGACUCGUUCCCUGUAACAUUAAAGAUUCGUUUAUAGAGAACUAUGAUUUCAUCAUCAACCGGACCGCAGACAGAAAAGCAGCAAGAUAGCGCUCCUCAUUUCCACAUUACUGAACAAGUGAAAUCAAUCGGUUUGCCAUGGACGGGUGUGCGCAGAUGUGUAAAUGUUUCCUGAUCCUGUUUAACUUUCUGUUCGGUCUGGUGGGGUUCGGUCUGGUGGCUCUAGGAAUGUGGCUCCGGUUCGGAGCAGAGACCCGUGGGUUCUUCGACAUCGAUCUGAACACUGCUCAGUUCAACAUCGGAGUGUCGGUGCUGGUGGUCACCGGGUGCCUGAUGCUGGUGAUGGCCAUCAUCGGUGACUGUGGUGCCUGCAACAACAGCAAAGCAGCUCUCGGUGUGUUUUCUGGCCUGCUGACCGUUCUGAUCAUCAUUGAAAUCGCAGCUGGUGUGAUGGCCUUCAUGUGGAGUGACCGGGUGUCAGGUGAGUUGGUGAACUUCUAUAAAACAAUCUACGCUCAGUAUCUCAACACCAGGAGCCCCGCUCAAGCCGUCACCCUAAAACUGUUCCACAACACUUUCGACUGCUGCGGAGGCGCUGGAUUGAUUGAUAUUUUGGUGCAAGACACCUGUCCAAAAGCCAGCUUCCUGGAGCAGUUCACGUAUUCUAGCUGUCCCAGUGCGAUCGAUGAGGUCUUCGACGCGAAAGCACCGCUGGUGUUGGGAGGGUUUCUGGGGACAGCAGGAAUCAUGGUGAGUCCGUUUAGAGCUCUCUAAAACACUUAACAAAUC
Messenger RNA from Carassius auratus (goldfish), 795 nucleotides. Its product is annotated as CD9 antigen-like. The transcript has 8 exons. Bases 145 to 780 code for a protein of 211 amino acids. Gene Ontology annotation, cellular component: plasma membrane. Lineage: Eukaryota; Metazoa; Chordata; Actinopteri; Cypriniformes; Cyprinidae. The record is from RefSeq and is a predicted model, not a curated record.